Molecule: messenger RNA, 171 nt
Organism: Penaeus chinensis
Lineage: Eukaryota; Metazoa; Arthropoda; Malacostraca; Decapoda; Penaeidae
Product: H/ACA ribonucleoprotein complex subunit 1-like
Exons: 3
Source: RefSeq, a predicted model, not a curated record
GGAGGAGGAGGAGGAGGAGGAAGAGGAGGAGGAGGAGGAGGAGGAAGGGGUGGAGGGAGGGAGGGAGGGAGGGAGGGAGGGAGGGAGAGAGAGAGAGAGAGAGAGAGAGAGAGAGUUGACCAGGUAAACAUAGCAUCACAGCACACUAACUCUUUACCAAGGAAUAUGUGA